This is a messenger RNA of Aquila chrysaetos chrysaetos, 679 nucleotides long. It is a transcript of the gene DBNDD1, whose product is annotated as dysbindin domain containing 1. Lineage: Eukaryota; Metazoa; Chordata; Aves; Accipitriformes; Accipitridae. The record is from RefSeq and is a predicted model, not a curated record. Gene Ontology annotation, cellular component: cytoplasm. Gene Ontology annotation, biological process: negative regulation of protein kinase activity.
CAGCCGGUGAGCCCAGGCCGGAGCGGGGCGGCGUGGCCGGCGGCGUGGCCGGCGGCGUGGCGUGACCAUGCAGGCGGAGGCCAGAGGGGAUUUCUGCGGCAGAGACCAGCACCCCGAGCUCGGCAAGGAGGUGCUGGUCCCGGAGCGCCCGGCAGGGACCCCCACCCACGGGCCGGCCCAGGAGACCCCCGGAGCCCCCACGGAGGAACAGGGCGGCAUCCCCAUCCAUCCCAGCGCCGGCCUGCUGCAGGUCACUGAGCGCAGACAGCCCCUGAGCAGCGUCUCCUCGCUGGAGGUGCACUUUGACCUGCUGGACCUGACGGAGCUGACCGACAUGUCGGACCAGGAGCUGGCCGAGGUCUUCGCCGACUCGGACGAGGAGAACGCGGCCGGAGAGUCGCCCAGCGGGCUGCAGCCGCAGGCGGUGCCGCGGGCCGGAUACCUGCGCUCGCCCUCCUGGACCCGAGCGCGGGAGCAGGGCCGGGAGAAGAAACACCUCAGCGACCCGGAGCUGCCGCCGGGACCCCCGGACGCCUUCCUGCCCGCCGAACGGCCGCGGGAGCCCUAAGGGCUGCACCGGCCCCAAGAGGGGGGACACACCGGGAUGGCAGGGGGGACAGACACGCACACCGGAGCCCAUCCCCAUCACCCUGCCGGAGGCGGGGGGGGGGGACACACA